CUUUAAGGCUUUACGCCCAAUAUUACACAGGCAAUUCCCACCCGAGCUAGUUAUGUAAUUGGAUCCCCAACGUUUCAACAGCUGAGGAAGACGAGAAAGGGAGAGGGAGAGAGCUAUGCAAAUGGAUUGGUCUUCGUUGAUCUUUGGUUCUGUGAUAAUCUACUGCUUAGUUGUUGCAGUGGUUGCGGAGGAACAGCUGAGCACAAAAGAGUGCGAGAACCUCGGCUUCACUGGUCUUGCUCUCUGCUCCGAUUGCAGAACACUUUCGGAGUAUGUCAGAGAUCAAGAGGUAAUUUCUGAUUGUUUGAAGUGUUGCACUGAAGACUCUAAUGAUGCCACAAGCAAGGUUGUAUAUGCAGGAGCAGUUAUAGAAGUCUGCAUGAGGAAAUUGGUAUUCUACCCUGAAAUUGUUGGCUUUAUUGAAGAAGAGAAAGAGAAAUUUCCUUCUGUAAAAGUUCAAUAUGCAUACAAUUCUCCACCAAAGUUGAUUAUGCUGGAUGAAGAUGGAGGGCGCAAGGAAACCAUUAGAAUUGACAACUGGAAACGUGAACACAUACUUCAGUUCCUAGCAGAAAAGGUUAAGCCAUCCUCCGUAUAUACAGUAUUUAGUACUAGGGAUUAAAUCAUCUUAUAACCAACCUUACCUCCAUAUAUACAGUAUUGAGUAUUCUAUAUUAUUAGUGCAUCAGUUGGUACUCCAUGCAUGAGCAAUAUGCAGCUGGGGUCAACCAUUCUGCAUUUUUCAGCUUAUGAAACCAUUGCAGUAUUCUAUACACUUGGACAGCCAUUGCAGUAUUCUAUACACUUGGGCAACCAUUGCCGUAUCCAGUUUGUGCAUUUUUUUUCUUAUUGCAGCAUAACUAAUCUGCUAAUGUCCUUGCUUUAACCCCAAGUUUGGCAAGUAAGGAUAUCUUAUUAUGGAGUGAGAAUUAAGAUAUAUUUUAACCCCACAUUACUUUGCUUCUUGUGCUGGAGUGAUUCUAUUUUUAAUAGAAACAAUAAAAAUGGUCAUACUUGUGUACAGAACCAUUAUUUAUUCAUACGUGGUAUGAUUUUGCCAAAUAA
This is a messenger RNA of Cuscuta epithymum, 1065 nucleotides long. NCBI's taxonomy places the organism in Eukaryota, Viridiplantae, Streptophyta, Magnoliopsida, Solanales, Convolvulaceae. The record is from the annotation of a GenBank genome assembly.